Cygnus olor (mute swan) is the source of this 3286-nucleotide messenger RNA. It is a transcript of the gene EXOC3L4, whose product is annotated as exocyst complex component 3 like 4. Gene Ontology annotation, biological process: exocyst localization; exocytosis. Lineage: Eukaryota; Metazoa; Chordata; Aves; Anseriformes; Anatidae. The record is from RefSeq and is a predicted model, not a curated record. The coding region runs from base 29 to 2146 and encodes 705 amino acids. Gene Ontology annotation, cellular component: exocyst. Gene Ontology annotation, molecular function: SNARE binding. The transcript is spliced from 11 exons.
UUUGGAAAACCUGUUGUUGAAAGACAAGAUGAGUAUAAAAAUGAAAUUGAGUCCAACAACAGUAGCUUCAGAACCAGCCUCUCCAACAAAGAGUGAAGGGAACGAGAUGGAGGUCGCUCCAGAACUGGGCAGCCCGACGUUGCAUGACGAGAACAUAGGACUCUUUGAAAGAGGUCUUAAAACCAUGCUAAGCAUCCGGAAAUCCAAACGAAACCUGAAGAAAGAGAAAGAACAGGAAGGCACUGGCACUUUGAGGAAAAAAAGACUUUCUUUUCUGUCCUCCAAGAGCUAUGAAGAGAACAAAACCACGGUCCCUAACGAUUUGGAGGAGGUCAUUGAUACAAUAGAAACGGAGCCCAUUGAAGGAAAGCCUCUUUCAGUAAUGGAGAUAAACGAGCUUAUUCAGAAGCAGAAACUUCUGGAAGCAUUUGCAAGCAUCAAGUACAUGGAAGACGAGACGAUAGCCGAGCGGGAUGCAGACAAAUACAAGGACAACCCCCAGGAGUUUGUGAGGAAAACCAAGGAUGUGGAUUUGCUUUACAACUCCAUCAAGAGCAUGAUCCAGUCCAUCGUGGUGGGAACACUGGAGCAUCCCACUGUUGAAGAGGCCACGCUGUCCUCCCUGGUGACUUUAAUUGCCCGUGAAGAGGCAGCGCACCCCAACGUGGGCAGUGCUCCUGGGUUGGACUUGCUCGGCUCCCCCAGAAGGUGGAGGGAGGAGUGGAGGGAAGCUAUCAAUGAGAGCGCCAGAAAGAGAGUCCUGAGGGUACCCAUGGCCUCUAAGGAAGAAGAGAGCUCCUGGCUUGACCUCCACUUGUGUUUCCUCCAGAAACACCUGAGCGAAGACUUGCUGAAGAUCAAGUUGUCGGUAAAAAAGUGCUACCCAGAGGAGUACCAGGUGUGUGACACCUACGUGGAGGCUUUCCACAAGGCCAUUGCCUCGCACUUGCAGGAUCUCUCCCAGCGGGUGCUGGAGUCCAACGAGCUCUACUCCUUGCUCGACUGGGUGGCCAACACCUACCGCAGUGAACUCUUUCUUGGUCACCCUGAUCUCAAACCAGAAGUUAAGACAGAAAACCUGUCCCUGCUGCUCACACCGGCGGAUUGGGACAGACUGAAAAAUGACUACAUCACUUCUGUGAAGGGGAAAAUCAAGAGCUAUUUCGGAAACAUUCUGAGACUGGAGGUGACGGAGAAGUGGGAGAAGGAGGUUCACCCAGAGGUGGAGGACAACCUGUACCACUCCUCGCUCUCCUUCGACAUACAAACGAUCAUUGGGGAGCACAUGAAGAUUUCUGGAGCCAUCAGCAAAAGCCUGAGAGCAAAAACACUUGAACUGUGUCUGGCUGAAUUGCACGAAUUCAUACCAAGGUUCGGGGAGGAGUUCAUGGAGUGGAACGCAGCCCGUGACAGCCCCGUGUUCGUGCCCUACUUGGCUGCCUACAUCAACAGCUUCCACCACCUGGUGUCAGGCUUGGAAACAGUGUUUAAAGUCAACACUGAAGAACUGCAAAAGAUUUUGGUGUCUCUGACAAGGAACUUCAGAAACAUGUUUCUAAAUAAACUGAGAACAAAAACACAGCCACUCCUCAAGAAAAUCCUGACCAAGGACUGGAUUUUGGCAACGGAAAAGCCGGACUCACUGGCUGCAGCGGUCUCGCAGUUCUCCAAGCACCUGCAGCAUACGAGGCAGCCCCUGGGGCAGGAGCUUCUACGUCAUGUUCAUAAGUAUGUGGUGAGGGAAUACAUUGUUCAGGUGAUCAAACCCAGGAGGAAGAUGAACAGGGAGACACGGCAGCAAGUAAGCGAAAGGAUGAACCAGGAAGCCAAAAUCCUUAAUAACGUGCUCGUCGACCAGGGCUCUGACUCCGACUGGCUCCUUCCUGCCAUACAUCACAUCGCCAAUAUCGUUGGGGAGAAGAAAAAAGACAGGAUCAAGGAGUACGUCAAGGAACUGAGUCAGGAUUACCCGGACAUCAGGAAGGAGCACAUCCUGGCCAUCCUCCUGCUGCGGGGCCUGGGGUACACCAGGAGAGCGGCAAUUUUUCGGCAGAGCUUUCACUGCGCACCUGAGUGCCCCAACGGCAGGGGUGAAAACACGCUCUUCGAUGAAAUCGAUGUGUCAGCAGUCAUCAGCUGCUUCUGAAACAUGACCAGCACAGCAGCUAGCAUCCUCCCUCCUCCUAUGCUGCCUCUCCAGUGUGAUCCCAAAGCUGCUACCCCUCCUUGCUCCGCAAACACGUUUGAACCACUGUGGGAAAAGGGCCCUGGGUUCAGAAACCAGAAGCCAUGGAUGCUCCAAGAGCCUGACCUCCUGCAAGGGCCCCUGGCAGCACUGUCCACCCAGCACUCAAUAUAUGGAUUUUACUGCUAGGAGGCUUGUUUGGUCCAAGUUUGGGUCUCUUUUUGGAGAAGAGGAGAGAACCAAAAGGAGUUCACGCAGGGCUAUAUUAAGGCUUGGCCUGUGUGAUGCCUAAUUACACAGCAGCGCAAGAGCAACAGCCUCCUUUGUAAUUAGUGUCCCUGAGCAACCCGGGAGCAGAGCUUGGGCAGGGAUGUGGUAGCACCCAAACUUUACAUCCUGCCCCGUGAACAAGCUGCCCACGCUAGCAUGACGCGAGGUGGGUGACGUUGUGGCCUGACACCACACACCACCACCUGCCUGAGGAGCACAGCCUUGGAGGGUGACCAGACCCCGCUGCUGAGACACACAGUGCGUGGAGCACCGCGCCCCAGGAUGGGCCCCGUGUCCCUUGUCCCUUCUGGUGUUUCGGCAGAUUCUCCUCACUGCAAAUCUCGUGUCGGACCCAAGACACGUUCAUGCCAUCACUCCCUCUCUGUGUGGGCAGAUGUGCCCGGUCAAACAUGCCACAUGGAGCGAGGCUGCGUGUCCUCCUUUCCCCGGGGUAAAAAGGGCCACCCUGCCUGUAGUCUGUUUUCUUGCAUGUACAAAUGUAUUUUAUCAAAUCUGGUACAAUCUGACUGUGGUAUGAGCUUCACGUGAGGUGAACAGGAAUAGUGUUACAGGCAGGAUCCUUCCUGGCAUGGACCAGCAUCACCCCUCUGAGCAGGGUGCACCGACACCGAUUUAUUCUGCGAAGGACUCAAAGCAUUACACGCAGCGUCUGCAGGGCAGAAUGAAAGAGACAGCCAGAAGCCUACAGCCAUACAAAUCUGAUUUUAUUUAAUCCAAUUUGUCCUUUAGGUUGCUUUCUGCAGGACUUAAUCCAAGACUCUGUACGGAGACAUGUUUAUGAUCUAUCAAUUAAUGUGAUAAAUGUGGACA